This is a messenger RNA of Amoebophrya sp. A25, 16141 nucleotides long. The record is from the annotation of a GenBank genome assembly. Lineage: Eukaryota; Dinophyceae; Syndiniales; Amoebophryaceae.
UAAUCCCUUCUCUGAAAAACAACGACCAUGAUAAUGAUUAUGUUUAUAUUAGCUUUCAGGCAACACGACCACAAUUUUUUCGGAAAGUGCUGAUUGCGACAUGGAAACGUGGCAUCCACUCUCCGGUUUUGCCGUCCAAUUAAGAGUUUUAUUUCUCUUUCAAGGGUGUCAUUGUUUGAGCACGGCUGCACGCCCACCGAGCUCUUAGCAUUGCAAUUAUUUGCUAAUUAUGUGGCAAUAGAGUUUUAGGAACUAAGUAUUAAGUCCAGAAUAGAUGAAAUACUCGAAGUCCUAGUCCAAGUUGUUUGUAUUGUUUGUCAUCGAUUUUUACAACCAGAAGCACAAAGAGAAGAAAAUAAACAAGUACUUAAAAGUUUUGCACUUCAUUUGCAGGAGAAGCUUAGAGGGAUAGUAUCUUCUUGGACGACAUUUGUUCUUGACAUUUUUGGCUAGAAAAAGAAUUGUUGUGUGAUGUUAUAUUUUCUCUCAUUGGUAUUGGUUCUCUGUUCGUUGUGUUAGUGUACUUACUCUAAAGAGUCCCGUCAUUGUUGGGCACCAUCAAAUCAUAAAGUACCAAAACAUCAAAAGUAAGAAAAGCGGCAGAAGCUUUUCACUUCUUGAACUCCCCUGUUUUUCUUUGAUUGCUACUUGUUGGUUCAUCUUCUGUUUUUUUUUUUAUCUCUCUCCAGUACUCUCGUCGUUUCCGUUUGCUUCUAUUUCUGCCUAUCGCCUCCGAACCAAAUAUUUGUUAUAAUCCCUGACGAGCACGACCAACUUGCUCGAGGAAAUUGUAGCAUUUGUCCUUGUGAAAGGAUUUUUCUGUGCACUAGAUCCUACUGUGCACGUUGGUUCCAGUUCUAAGGUGGGUCAACGUAUGAUCUUUGCAUAAUUUUUGUAGGAAGGAGACGUGAAGAUGGCGGAUAGUACUGUAAUUGUGCUCGGUGGCGGGCUAUCGGGAAUGGCGGCCGCCAACACCGUGAUGGAGCAUGGAGGUAAUGUAAUUCUCCUCGACAAGUCGGCGUUUUGCGGAGGAAACUCGACCAAGGCAACAUCGGGUAUCAACGGAGCAAAUACCAAAUCCCAAAAGGCGCUGGGCAUCGAAGAUUCCGUGGAGUUGUUUUCCUCCGAUUGCCUCAAGGGAGGAGCCAAGAAGCCGGAGCUUGUCAAGGUAUUCCUAUUGUUCAUCAUGUCAAUUUCUUGUUGCUUCUAGUGUCUUGUCGCAAAGGACCAUCUGGUUGUAGAACAAGUGACUGCAUAGAGGUGCUCAACAAGAAAAAUCUCUUUUUUUUAGGCAUCUUCCUUAUGAUCCAGUAGAGUUAUUCUACUGAAGGAUGCAUACUGAAGUAGGAUGUUUCAUUCUUCUAUUUGUUCUUUUACGAUAAUGUUUCAUUGCAACAUUAUAACGCCACCAUUGUUAUUUGAAUCAUAGUUUAUUCUCUAAUGGUAAUGUCGACGGCAUCUUCGUCGAGAAAGUUGAUAUAGAGCUACUGGCCAAAUUGGUAUCUUAUGUGUUGUUGUUGAGAUUAAUGAUUCAUGAAAAAGUAGAUCAAAUGCAAAUUUUAUUACCGUACCUUGAUCUACAUCUAGUACUGUUGAGCGAGAAAAAUUCUUGAUUCAACAUCCCAAGGUUCUGGCCACUAACUCGGGUCCGGACUGCGAUUGGCUGAUGGAUGUUUUCGGCUUAGACUUGUCGCUUGUUGCCCGUUUGGGUGGUCACUCUGCCCCCCGUACACACCGUGGAAAGGAGCGCUUUCCGGGUAUGACUAUCACCUACGCGUUGAUCCAGAUGGUCGAGAAAAUUGCGGAGAAAACCAACGGAUCAGCCGCCAAGGUUGUCACCAAGGCCCGGUAUUAUUCAGUUUUCGUUUCCACCUCUUCUUAUCGAAGAGAGUUUGAGACAACUUUUUCAUGAUCAAGGGACAUGUGAAACCAAAGACGGUGUUUGUGACAUUGUGAUUUACUUCAUGGGAUUUUUUCGUUGCGUACAUGCAGCAGUUGCAUCAAACAAAAAACCCGCGGCAAACUAUUACAGCGCUACAAGCCUCAUCUUCCAAGGAGGAAAGGUCGUUGGUGUCAACUACGAGAAAGGUGGAUCGACGCUGAAGGAAAUGGGCCCGGUUAUCAUUGCUACUGGCGGUUUCGGCGCGGACUUCUCGCAGGAUUCCCUGCUCGCUCAAUAUCGUCCGGAUCUCAUGCAUCUUCCGACGUCGAACGGAGAGCACUGCACUGGUAAAAACAAGAGAAAUUUUCUGAUGUUAGAAAAGACCAUUGCCAUGCGGGAUGCUGGUGUGUUGAAUAAUGUUUCCUAUAUUCUGCAUUGCUUAAGCUUAACUUAUAACUUGGCACCUACAUGAUAUCGAAAAUCUAUUCAUUGUCCUCGAGACCAUGUCCUUAAUAUUUGUAUCUAAUAUUUUUGCAGGUGACGGUAUCAAGAUGGGUGAAGCCGUCGGUGCCCGCACCAUCGACCUGGAGUGGGUUCAGGUUCACCCAACCGGUCUGGUGAACCCGAAAGAUCCGGAUGCGAAGGUAAAGUUCUUGGCCGCUGAGGCUCUCCGAGGAGUUGGCGGUCUUAUCUUCGAUGACGAUGGAUACCGUUUCGCGAACGAACUCGGCCGUCGGGAUUACGUCACCGGCGAGAUGUGGAAGAACAAAGCGCCCUUCCGUCUCUGCCUGAACGCGGUACUUACAAGCUCCUCUAUUUCCACGACAUCGUGAACUUGUUCUCUCGCUCUUCUUAGGUUGGUUCAUGACCUUCCAUCGCGUUAUCUUUAUUUAUCAACAUGACGAUCGAUGAAAAAUUUGAAUGAACAAGUAGAUUCUUGUUCAUUCUUGUGGUCUCAUUCUCUCAAUUUGACCAAAUAAAAACUAGUGGUCAUGAUUGCUCGACUUUCUUUUACCAGGCUGCCUCUGAGGAGAUUAUCUGGCACUGCAAGCACUACACGGGCCGGGGUGUUAUGAAGUACUACGCUUCUGGUGCCGAAUUGGCGAAGGACAUGGGUGUCCCGGUUGAGCGCAUGGCUGCCGUCACUGAGGCGCACUAUCAGGCUUCGCUGAAACAAGAAAAAGACCCGGAAGGCGGACCCUUCCCGGCCUACCCGAGUGGACGCACUUGGGACGAACCGUCCGGAAAAACGGGCUCCGGCAAGAAAUUCUUCCACAAUGUCAUUCCAGGUUCCAAGUUCGCCACCGAACCGUUUUACGUGGCCAUCAUCACUCCGAUCAUCCACUACUGUACUACUUCUUUUCUGUCGCUUACUUUUUCUUUUUCAGUCUCACGAAAAGAAUUUUGAUCGAUGAUUAUAUUUAUAUGAUUUUUUAUGUGAGGACGACAUUACGAUCUUGUUUCAGCUAGAAAAAGAAGAACAAGAUUUGAACUAUGGAAUGAAUCAGAUAAUUCUCAUGAUCGAUAGUCCCAGUAUAUGUAUAUAUAAUAAUUAUGAGUUUUUAGGCAGCUUAUCCGCAAUACAUCUAGAUUAUUGAUUCUUCUUACUUCAUCUUCACAGGCAUGGGUGGUCUUGAGAUGACGACGAAGGCUGAAGUGAUCGGACAGACAGGGAAGCCGAUUCCGGGUCUGUACUGCGCGGGUGAGGUCAUGGGUGGCGUUCACGGAAACAACCGCUUGGGUGGUAACUCUCUUCUCGAUUGCGUCGUGUAUGGUCGCGUUGCUGGAAAAGCCUGCGCCGAGUAUCUUCUUGGCAAGCGCGUCAAGGCUACCUCUUUGAAGGACUUGUCUGGCGGCGGUAUUGUUCACUUCUAGAUUGCUCUCUACGUUCACAAAUUGAUUGAUACAGUAUCGUUUUCGUUUGCUCUAUCAAUGCUAGUAUGUACUGGCACGAAGUGGAACUGGAAGUGCUAAGUACUAGAUAUUACGUAAUUGUGAUCGUAAUGACCGUCCUCGGUCCGUCCUGAUCCACCGAAAAACGUCACUUCGUUCUGAUAUCCAACAUCAAGCGAUUUUAUAGAAGAAACACUAAUCUAGGUCCAUACGGAAAUACCUAGUAAAUAGUUCUCUUUUUUUUGUUUCCCAGGCGUUGUCGGCGGUGGAACUCAGAAGAGCGCUUUGUCUGGAGGUAGCUACGAAGACGCUCCGAGUGGAGGCGCUGCUGCACCGGUUGCGGCUGCAAGUGGUGCUGCUAGCGGAUACUAUUCCAUGGACGAAGUUGCAAAGCAUACGACCGAGAAGGGUACUCGCUAAUGAAGAUUUACCUUUGAUACUCUGUAUAGGAUUACAACUCUACUGCGGUCUAUACUGCGGUCUCAAGAGUCAAGACGCAAGAUUUGCUCAACCACAACGUAAGUGGGUCAACUCCCUGUCCGUCUACUCAUUAGUCUGGAUGGCAUAGUCGUAGUGCCAGUUAUUUUUCCAUCUAUCUACCUUUUGUACCUCAAACACAACAGACUGCUGGGUCGUUGUCGACGGAAAAGUCCUGGAUGUUACGAAGUUUCUGCCGGAUCACCCUGGAGGUGUCUUGGCUAUUGUCACUUUCGCUGGAAAGGAUGCUACUGAAGAAUUUAACAUGAUUCACCCCCCGGAUGUCAUCGAAAAAUACGCUCCCGAUGCAGUAAUCGGGCAGAUUGGUACUUCUUAGCUCAGGAUCAUACUUUUACUGUUCUUCUUGUUAGUUUGUCAUUUUGAGACCUUUGUAAUCAUAAGGCGAUAGCUGUUCCUCCAGCUGUUGGUGCAGUAGUAGAACUUGUAGUUUUAUAUUUUGAGGGCAUGAAGAGAAGUGAGAACCGGCAUCAGCCAUGUCUUGCUUGUCUCAUCUUCAGGUACUGCGCCCGCACAGCCGGCUGCUGGCGGCGGCUUGGAUGCCCCACUGUUGAAGAAAGCAGCAGGAGGAAAGGGUGACUCGAUGGCAAACGAGCAAGCGUGGGGCUCUUGGCGGGAGAUGGGCAAAGAAGAGAAUCCAGGUGUGCUCUACGUCAACAUCGGUGGCUACUUCACGGCUGCCCUCAAUAUGGCGUCAGCGUUCUUGCUGGAGAUUAUUCUUACCAUCUUCUCGAUUUCGAACUUCAAGUUCACGAACGACCGCAGCGGUCUGACCCGAUCCGCCAUCCUGAUGAUCCUCUUUAUGGUUGUCCACGCCGUCGGAAACUUGCACAUCUUCCUCGGGCCGGAUGACUUCAACGGGUACUUCUACAGCACUGUUGUUCUUGCUGUUAUCUAUCAAUUCUACAUGUACUUACUUUAACUAGUUUCACUAGAUCCUUAGUUGUAAGAGUGACCUUCUUGUUUAUGAAUUAUAUGAAAUGAUAUUAUGGUAUGAAGCGUCCUCAUUGUUUGCGAUGAUCUCAAAUUCACAUUUUUUUCACAGAUACGGUUACUUCUACGUCCGCCUCUACUGGACCUCCCUUGGCAUUGUCAAGGCGAACAUUGUUGAAGUGUAUAUCGCCCUCGGUGCGAUUAUCCACGUGAUGGUCGCUUUGAAGCGUACCUGGGAUAUCAACCGCAACUAUGCGUUGAACAGCGGAAAACUGAACCUUGCGGUGACCGGUACUCUGCUUUUGGUCUUCAUGAUCAUCCACUUGCAACAGUUCCGCUUCGGUGCCACACAGAAGUUUUUGGUGCGCCCACCGCCAUACCUAGUGAACUUGAGCCCCAGCGACUGGAUGCAUCUCCGCCUCUUCUGGUCCACGGAUGAGUCUAUCAAUCCGGUGCCAGUGCGCGACAUCUACAAGCUCGAGUUCGAUCUCUUCCAAAAGCCGGUUUGGGUUGUCUGGUACUUCCAUAAUUCUCCUAGUAGUAAAAAGAUGACUUGCUUUGCUUUUCUUGUUCUUGGUACUGUCAUGGUACUGUCACUGAAUCACGUGACUAGUUUCCUUUGAAGGAACUCGGACUCUAUCUGGCGAAAUUUGUUACUUGUGGGGAAGAAGUAGAAAAUUUUUACUUUUGUUCGGCUUCGUGCGACUCGUCCUCAUAAUAAAGUCAUGUUUUCAAAAAUAAAUCACAUCAACAAUCCAGGUACUUGUUCUCUACCGGUAUGUUCCUGGCACAUGCCUGCUGGGGCUGGGCCAAGGUCGUCCCGAGUUCGCUCUUCAAGAUUCCCAAGGGACACCACAAGCGCGUUACCAACAUGGGUUACGUGAUCAUGCUGUGCAUCGCCUUGUGUUACUUCUCGUUCCCGCUCUACUGCUUCUUCGGAUCGAUGAAGCCGGGUGCCUUUGGCGUCGUCUAAACCACUGGGAAAGACUAAAAGUGGGAGCCCAAGAAGGUUGCAGCGUGCUUCCUCGUCUUUCUGGAGUAAGAAAUGAAGAAAAUAUGCAUUGAAAAUUUUGAUGAACAACAAUAAUGAUGACGCUGGGCAGAGAUGAAGAACUUUUACAACAAUAUGCCGACUUUUGUGCUCGUGGACGUCGAGGAGGUCAGUGGAGGCCCACUGCGUGUAGAAGCUACUUCCAUGGGCUCGUAUUCAUACAUCGCGAUGGCCGGUUUUUUUUACUCAGUAGAGUUGGUGCAGUAUUACCAGAUAUCUUGUUUGCGUAAACCAUAUCAACAACAGAACAUUACAAUUACGACGACGUAGUUGGGACUAGGAGGAACACACACAAGAUGAAGACAGAGGCAACUUACAACCCAUGCGCAACUCUAGGCAUCAACACCAUAAAGCCGUGCUGAGUCGUUCCUUUCACCUUCGCAGUUUGCACAAGCACAAAAGGGAUGAUGAGACACUUUUAGCAGAACGAGUCGUCCUUUGUGGCUGCAGCGUCAGGGCUUUCUACUGCUCCCUUGAACCUUCAAUGCUACCACAUUCAAGCGAAGAACAGCCUCGUCGCAGGAGCACACUCCAUGAUGCUCCCGAGGCUGUUCGGUGCAGUUUUAGCAAUACCCUCAAGAAUUAUUCCUAGUCCAAGUUUAUGAUAAUCAUAAGGUCGUUUCCAGUAGAGAAGUUAAGAUGUUGAUGAUUGAUGCAAUGCAGCUACAAAGGAUUUUCUUUGCUAAUGUUGCAGCUAAUUUUCCUCAUAUUUUAUUAUCUUCUCAACAACAGAUAAUGAAUGUAAGCUAGCAGGGUCUUGUUACUGGUCUUUCUUAAAAAGGUAGUAGAAGUAGGUAUGAAAGUCUGAGUCUGACUUUUUGUUGUUUAUCUUAGUUUUCGUUAUGAAGAUAUUAAUAAUAUGAUUCUCACUGAAAUCAAUAAGGCCGUCUAGCGCUGACCUAACUUUCUUUGAACAUGCAUUUUGCUAACUACUAACUAGCUUUAUCAAUCAAUAUCCGAAUCAACUUUUGAUCAGCCUGCACGGUUCCAAUUGAUCCAUUUUCGAUUUGUAACAUCAGCAACAGUUGCCUCGUUGUUGAUGAUAUCUGGUGGGGACGAACUACAACUAGAAGAUGUUGUAAGAUCGUGCAACAGAUUUGCGAAGCGCUUCGUCCAGUCUUACUACAGACGGGCCAAAGAUGAUCAGGGGGCUUGGUUUCAUACUGUUUAAGAUGAACUCGUUUAAAUACUUGGGUUGGGUGAUUCUACAUCAGUGCUCUGACCUCAAUUUGAGGUGAUCACUAUACGGUCGCUGCGCUAGAUUCUCCUUCGCUCAAGCUCGUGAGAUGAAGAGCUAGGGCGGCUUGAUGAUGGAUCCCCACUCCUGAUAGAAUGACCUGAUAGAAACCUUUCCUCAAUAAUCAUCAAAAUUUUGUGCGUUGUCGCACGAACUUGCUAUUCAAGGAAAAAUCACCCAAAAUAGUCGCGCAAUCGGAGAAAUUGUGGCAGUUAUAUAGCAGAACACCUAAUUUUACCAAAAAAGGACGUGGAGGGUAAGAAAUCGAAUUACGAUUAGAAAGUGGAAGUGCAGUCUGUCAGAAGAUAUAAUUUGCAGCGAAAGAGAUGUACUUACACUUAGAUGUUUGCUCUUUAAUUGAUUUUACAUAUAGAUGUUAUUUGCUCUUUUAGAAUAUACUACAGUCCAAGUGUGUACAAGUUUAGCUCGUUCUGUCCGUUAGGUUGUUACUAGGUGGUGUUAGACCUUCACUGUAUGAAGCAAAUGCGUCCACUGACUAGUUGGCUGCUUGUCAUGACUUCUGCAGCCGCCACGCUCCUACUUGCCGGAAUAUCGUCGUCCAACAGUUUCAUUCGAUACUUGCACCACCGUCGGUGGUGCAACUUUGUGGGUAUGCAUCGAUUUUUACCCGUCAAGCAUUCGUUAUGAUUUGUGUGUCAUCUGUGUAUCACUAGGCUCCCUCUCCAUCCUUUACUUAGCUGUACUCGUGUUGAUGUUUAUUAUAAUUAUAUCUCCUGAACAAAAUAUUGGACCAAGAACAAGUGGAUAUCAUACGAACAUCUUUUUCAUAUAUUCGCAUCCAUAUUACUAGGUAGAAUUACCUCAGACUCAGACAGUAGUUGCGUGUGUCUUCUUUUGAGCAAAUCUGUCUUGUAGUCGAGGGACUCGAUCCAAUACACAGCUAGAUAAUCAUGCAUGAUAUAAUUAUAUUAGUACGUGGACUGUGUAGCCGUAAUUAUCAGGUUUUAACAACCGACCGCAGUCGGACAGAACAUACACUGCAGAACUAAGAAACAUUUCCAGCAUUGUUGAAUGGCAAAAGGUUGCUUCGAUCCAGGGAUGCUUGGUGUAUUAUAUAAAUAUAUGUUACAACGACAGCGAAAGUCACAACUCUUUGGUCGCGAUGAAGGGUCAUUGUGUUCGGAAGGAUCGUCGAUCUGCUUCAAUGAAAUCUAUUUUCGGGGUUAGAUGUCGCACACCAAAGAGAAUCAUUAUGGAACCACCCGACCCCGACUCGGUUACUCGCCUAGUACCCGACAGGAGAACGAUCGGGUUUUGUCAGUGACCUACAUCGAUUUCUUAAGGAAUUAAGAAGAAUCUGUUGAGCAAUGUCGUGGUCUUACUAAUGAGACAAGCCCAUCUAACUACGAGUGCGAGAGCGUGAUUUGAAAUUGAUGUCAUCUGGUUUCGAGUUCUGUUGUAUAUUCUGAACAAGGGCUUUUCUGAUUCUGAACAAGGGCUUUUCUGAUUCUGAACAAGGGCUUUUCUGUAACGUGAGUAGUCUACUCUGGCCCUUGUCUUAUGUGAGUGACGUGCGAGCACUAUGCCCGCCAAAAUUUCAGUGUUGUUCUGCUACGAGUAUCAGCUAAUCAUGUGUUUCUUUUGUUCUUUUCAGAGAGGAGUGUUAGCUGCAGUGGGUCGCACAAGAUCAAGUGAAACAAGAAAUUCUGUCCCUGUGAUGUGUUUGGAGACAAGCAUGCAAAUGAGCAAAGGAGUACAAAAUGAAGAUGCAAAUUGGCUUUUCUGUAUCCCCACUCCCCGCUCGUCAGGCUGCCUGGUUCAGGCUUUCUUUCAAUUUUAGAGAGUCUUCCCCCGCUGUAGAUGUAGCGAAUUUUUGUGUUAUUCAACUGAGAAGUCGAGAAAUUAGUGUCCCCUUGCUGGUUUGAAUGAUUGAGGGGAACAUCCACAUUUUUCAGAUUUUCAAUCCCCAUAGCUAUUAAGUACAUACACCUAGUGGGGGCGUCGUAGUUUUUCAAUAAUUUCACCUGCUUCUUCGUUUCUUGUAAAGAAAAACGGAGCAAAUACAAAUAGAGCUGCAGCAUUACGAGCCUGGAGUCUUCUUUUCGUUUAUGGGAUAAAUUUCGUAGUCGGUACCAGAAAUUUGGUACUAAUUGGUAGAGUAAAAAUGGUGGGUCCUCCGAGCUCGAAUCAGAAGCUGAAGGUGUCGACCUUCACCCAUGAGCAGAUUGCCCAGCAUAACCAGGUACCAACUAUAAUUUCCAAAAUUUGACUCGGAAUCUUGACCUCUGUCGUUGUAGUUUUUAUUUUAAUCUUCAGGACGAGGACGAGGUUUGUCCGAAGUGCUUUGAAGAUACGACGGUUCCCUUCUGCCGCAGUAUCUUCUUCUCGUCUACGUGUCGAUGUCGUAGUAAUCUUGUUGUAGCACCAGUUAGCGACAUUUAGAUUUAAUAAUCAAGUCGUCAGAUAAGUAGUCUUCUAUUAAAGGUUCAUUCUGAUUCUGUCCUUGUCUAAGAAUGAAGGUGUGUAGCGUUUGAAUUUGAUCAUAAUUAUUUUUGCUCUUCAGGAAAACGACUGCUGGGUCGUGAUCAACGGCAAUGUGUGUGAUAUGACGCAAUGGUUGCUGGAAAACGAGGAGGACAAGAAGAUGUGCCUGAAAGGUGCCGGAAGCGACAUUAGCGCCACCUGGAACAAAAAACGGCCACGAGAUUACCUUUUGGUCAACUGCCCAUGGGCGAUAGUAGGAACGGUAGACACACGAAGCGAAACGGGGAACAUCAUAUCCAGUACUCCUUAUACGAGUUUCUGAUGAGUAAAUGAACUAAAACAAAGAGAAGCGGCUCAACAAUGUCCUGCUUUAGCGCCCGAGCAUCUAGACAAUGUCUAUGUCUGCGUCAUUAGUCAUCAAAUAAAUUGUACUAGUGCUAGGGGUUUCCAAGAAAAAAUAUGCGAGGAGUGCUUGUCGUUCAAUAUCAGGAUCAACAGGAACCGUCGAAAGGCUAACAAUCCAACAAAGAGCUAGAUUAGCGGGUAGAAAUCGCCCGGGAAAUCUUAGGCAGAUUGCCGAGUGGAUUCGCAUCAUCAAGCGAGGACUUCCCUAUCCUUACGAGUCCCUCUUCGUCAACAUUGGGGAUAAAAAUGAACUAAACAGAUUUCAACGCCAAAGUUGCCGCUGAGGUUGAGUUUAACAAGGCGAAAGGCACGUACUCCCUCGAAGAGGUCGCAAAACAUAAUAAAGAGUCCGAUGCUUGGGUCGCUAUCCAAGGAGACGUCUUAAACGUAACCGAUUUUUUGUCAGAACAUCCGGGUGGAAAACUCGUCAUUUUAAAUUUGGCCGGAAAGGACGCCACUGAGGAGUUUCUCUCCAUUCACCCAGCUGACGUGUACCGAAAGCACGCGCCUUACCUCAUCAUAGGCUCGACAGGUAUGCGUAUAUGAAAGAAAGUGUAACUGUCCGUCGCACAAUGUGAGUCUUCUUCUCUUGCCAAGAAUCAGAAACACAAAGCUAAACAGCAUUGUUUUUUCACAACAUAGUUAAAGAAUUUGAUUUCCUUAGGUGUUGAUUAGGUAACUAACGAGGUCUUUUUUCAUUUCCCAUCGCUCAGAUACCGAUCGCAAGCGGGGACCAGGCGCGGCAGGAGGACUGAAGGCCCCACUGUUGGACAAACCUGCAGAACCUGAAGAUGAGGGCAUUCUGGGCGGUUAUUUGGGCUCUGUGUUCUACGCGCUCAAGGCGGCUUUGGAGCAAAUCUUCUUGACGCUCUUCACAGUGAAGAAUUUCCAAUUCUCGAAUGACAGAACCGGUCUUACACGUUCGGCUAUCUUCCUUAUGUUUUUCAUGGUCAUCCAUGCUGUCGGAAAUCUCCACGUUUUCCUCGGCCCGGACGACUUCAACGGAUACGGAUACUUCUACGUGCGACUGUACUGCUUUGCCUUAGCAAUUGUUCGUUGAACUACCCACUUUUUAAGCACACCUUCAAUGAGAGAGAUGAAGAUUUUUUUAGCAAGUGAAAAUCUUCCUCGAUGAAAUUGAAAUUUGAAUUAAACGACUCAGGUACUGGACGAUGGGCGGUCUGAUGAAGGCAAAUAUUGUCGAGUUCUAUCUGCUGUUGGCCGGUUUGCUGCACGUUUCGGUCGCGCUGAAGCGAACGUGGGAUAUUAACCGCAACUACACACUUACCAGCGGAAAAUUGAAUCUGGCUGCCAGCGGCUCGAUGCUUCUAAUCUUCAUGAUGUUCCAUCUCAACCAGUUCCGCUUUGGAGCUACGCAGAAGUACUACUAUGUAUAGAGAUGAUUGGGGCAUACCUCCACACACGCCCCAUGCCCCCAAGGCAAACACAGGCCUCGCAAGUUGUAGUCAGUUAUGAUCUUUUCGACAUCUACAACAUCGAUAAAAAACUUCAUCCAUCUUCAUCCAUCUGACCACUCAUCCAUUAGGUAUGCUGUCCGCCCACCGCCAUGGUAUUACGGUGGUAUCAACUGGCCGGGUCUGCUGCAGUUGCGUUUGUUCUGGUCCGAUGAUGAGUCUAUCGAGCCAGUGUUGGUCCGCGAUAUUUACAAGCUGGAAUUCGAUCUGUUCCAGAGCCCGAGUAUUAUAUGUGAUUUAGUUGUAGUUCGUUUUCGGCUUCCAAGAACAACAAGGUCGUGGAGAGAGACGGGAAGCGCAUGGUGGUGAGAAGAAGAAAGGAGAAAAUGAAAAAUUAAACUUAUUGAUACUCGCUUCGCGAUGUGAUUUAGUUGUAGUUCAUGAUCAUUUCGUUGUCGUCUCCUAUUCCUACGUUGUACUGUUACAAAUUAUUUCAUAAUCCUCGGCCUUCACACCUCCAAACAAAGUCGAGAUGAAAACGUGGGAAGAAAAGCCGUUGUGCUUGGUCAUGUUCCACCUACUUCAUCUUCGCCUUUGUAGUUAUCAUUGAAAGCGAUUGCUGAAAUCAAAUAAAUCUUCACGUAUCAGUCUGGUGCGUGUUUUACAUCGCGGCGACUGGUGUCUUCAUGGGCCACAUGAUCUGGGGAUGGGCGAAGGUGGUCCCGUCAAAUGCAUUUGCGAUUCCGAAGAAGCAGGUUAACAAGGUACUUCGUCUAAUUUGCCUGAACUCACAAACACAAGAAGUUCGUUAAUGAUCAUUUUCUACGCACUCCAACAUUUGUGAUUUCGUGUACUCACAAAAAAAGGUACUUAACAGAUCUGCUACAGUUUAACUGAGGAGGACAACUGACAAGAGACACAAAUCUUCGAUUUCAGAUUCACAUUCGCAAAUACAACAGGUUAUCUGGUAUGGUUGGAUCUGGAUGGGCCUCGUCGCUCUCUGCUACUUCAGCUUCCCAUUGUACUGCUUCUUCCGACCAAUGAAGACCGGAGCCUUAGGCCAGGUGGGCUAAGAACUAGUUCGUACACAAGUUACAAGGGUUGAGAACGGGUAGAACAAGGGAUGUCGUUGUACGAGAUGGAAGACGGCGACACGGGUCUGGUUUGGUAUGGGGUCGUGAAGUAGAUCUAAAGAACGUAGUGACUUUGAAGAAGUAGGAUUUCAUGCUGUAGACCAAGAUAAGUCAAUUUCGAUGCUAUCAUUUGUCCCGUGACAAUGUUGUUCACCAGGCAGUUAGCGGCUGGUGCUCCUCGUCUCUUCAUCAGAAAAUUGAAGAUAGUACUCGAUGAAGACGAAGCACACGUAGACAUGAUUUCUUCGUAGCGUUAGGACGGACAUCAUUGAAGAUUCAAUUAUGGUAAUGCAAUUUUUUCUGGUCAAAAAAAUAUGAACAUCUUUUGCUUGAUUUAUAUCUCGUUUUCAGUGCAACUCCUCGUAGAAGAUAGAGAAGGAUGAUGACAAUAGGUAUAGUGGAUUGAAAAUGUCUCUAGCGCUAUGUAAUGGACAAAAGUUCGGAGAGACAUCGGUGGUGUGGUGCUGGUUCCGGAUGCAAUUAUCGGAAAAUUGCAGCACGAUCGGAAGCAUUCGACUCAGUAAGGAGCGGAAAGGCACCAGAGCAGCAGCAGUGACCCAGCACGAGCACCAAGCAAGAGCAAGACAGAAUGAACCUUACUACUGAUCGCUGGAAAGAAAAGAAUAGAAAACUACAAUUCUAAAUGAUGUCUAAAACCUGAAUUAGCUGUAACUGAGGAAAGUACAUACAUACAACAACAAGACAGACGAGAUUCUUGACUGUUUUAGUAGUAUAAGGCAAAUAUAUGUAAAAAAUGAACAACUGCAACCACAUCAAGAUCAACUACAUCUCGACAAACAGCCCUCCUUGCUGUGCCAUAGUUGUCAUCAUCCGAAGAAGUUGAGGAGACUCGUUAGGAGUUCAGGUAUUAGGCGGGUUCAUGGAAUAUUUUCGCUGACGGUACCGGGACGAGAUUAUGAAGUAUACCUUUCUAUUCAUCAGUAUUUAAGUUAAAGGUUAAAUCGAGCUAUUUGAGCAAAGAUUUCGUACGUUAACUAAACAAGAACAGGUGAAAAGAACUAACCGUCUGCUUGGUUCAGGCAUCUCCUAGAGCCGUUGCCAGGUAGCCCCGUGCUAUCGCCCGUCAAUUUUCAUGAUUCAUAUGCUGAAGAGUACUACAGAGGAAAAUCAAUAUGUACUAGCUUGGAGCGUCCGAUAACAUCCCUCCCACUAGGAUCCCCCUCCUCCCCAAAGUGAGAAACUAAGCAAGGCAAAGAUGUAAGCGAUAUGCGUUUUCAAAUUUCGAAAAUUUUCCACGUUUUGCCAUCGUUUGAGGAUUGGACCUCGUGCGUUUGAAGUCAAGCGCUAAGAUCCCAAAGCUUUUUGACUUUAAGCCCUUCCGCUGAGAUUCAACUUCUUGGAUUUGCAUUCUUCAAAUUUCGAAAAUUCUCCACGUUUUGCUUUCGUUUUGGGAUUGAAUUUUGUGCGUUUGAAGCGCUAAAGCCCCAAAAUUUUUGACUUUCAGCCCUUUCCCUAAGAUUCAGUUUUUUGGAUUUGCAUUUUUCAAAUUUCGAAAAUUUUCCACAUUUUGUCGUCGUUUUGGGGUUGAAUUCUGUGCGUUUGAAGUGCUAAAGUCCCAAAAUUUUUGAUUUCAAGCUCUUUCCCUGAGAUUCAAUCUCUUGGCUUCGCGUUUUUCCAAUUUCGACAAUUUUCCACGUUUUUCUUCGUUUUGGGAGUGAAUCCCGUGAGUUUGAAGCGCUGAGAUCCCAAAGCUUUUGACGUUAGGCCCUUUCUCUGGAGUUUAAUGCCUUGGCUUCGCGUUUUUCAAAUUUCGAAAAUUUUCCACAUUUUGUCGUCGUUUUGAGAUUGAGUCUCGUAAGUUUGACGCGUUGAGAUCCCAAAAUUUUUGAUUCUAAGCCCUUUUCUUGAGAUUCAAUCUCUUGGCUUCGCGUUUUUCAAAUUUCGAAAGUUUUCCACCUUUUUCGUCAUUUUGAGAGUGAAUCCGUUGACUUUGAAGGGCUAAGAUCCCAAGGCUUUUGAUUUUAGGCCCUUUCUUUGCAAUCUAAUUCCUUGGAUUCGCGUUCUCAAAUUUCGAAAAUUUUCCACGUUUUGUCGUCGUUUUGAGGUCGAGUCUCGUGAGUUUGAAGCGUUAAGAUCCUAAAAUUUUUGAUUUUAAGCCCUUUCCCCCGAAAUUCAAUUCCAUUGCUUCAUGGUUUCGUGGUUUCCUGGUUUCAUGGUUUCGCUUCGUGGUUUCAUGGUUUCGUGGUUUCCUGGUUUCGUGGUUUCGUGAACUCAUGGCUUCGUGAACUCAUGGCUUCAUGAACUCCUGGUCCUGGCUUCAUGGGUUCAUGGGUUUGGGGUUUGUUUGUUUUUGUGUCGGAGGUUUUGGGUUUGGGUGUUGGAGGUUGAGGUUUCCGAAGGGAAGUGCUUGCAAAGUUUUAUUGCUCUUAAUAUUGUGAUGCUCCGUGUUUCUCCUUACCUCUGUAAAGUGAGUGCUGAAAAGUAAGUAGCGAUAUGAGAAAUCAGUAGACUUCUUUAUAUCAUUCUUGUGAACAGCAAUAUAGUUGUUCAGUGCUAGUACAAAAAUGUGGUGAUACAUAUAUCAUUCUGAAAAAAUUACAAGUACAAUUCUUGUCCUUCAUCAUCAUCAUGAACACUGAUUUACGAACAAUCAACCUUUAGGAAGCGAUCGAGUGUAUUAGUUUUUUGUUAAGUAAAGGAGGAUUGGAAGGCAGGCUAUUUAUUCCACUAUCGUCUAAAACUUCAUCAUGACGAACAGGAUACGGACAUGAGCAAGACGCGUGAAAAUGAUCAUUUUCCUUAGUACUAUAAUGCACCGCUCUAUUAAUUAAGGUUGAGCAUGCUCAAGAUAGAAUGAACUACUAGAUAGUGAACCUGAAAGUAAAAUCGAUAAUUUUAGUUCUUAAUUGAACAAGGCGAAAUUGGGUUUGCGUUAAAGGUGUGAAAGUAAGUUUUUGCUAAUUCUGCUGGAUGGGAAUUUUUAUCCAGUAAGAUUACUUAUCAUGCGAAAUCAGAGCUGAUCGAUGCAUAUGCCAGGAAAUAUUGUGACCUUAUGCAGUCAUAGUCAAGUUCACACAGUUCAUGGACAUUGUUUUCCUCGGAUGAACUAGACCAUAGAAUAAUUGGAGGCACAAGAAGGCGAGGUAAAAAAAUUGAAAGAGAUGAUAACUUCCUUAACUAACAAACGACAAAGAAUCUACGAGCUCUGCGGGAUAAUCCAUCACUGUCGCCGUCGCUGGCACUUGCGACUUUUCUCGUAGAAGAAAGGCAUGUGACAACCGUAAUGGUAAU